CACAGCGAGACCGAAGCCAAUGCGUCUCCGCUGCCUCCUGCUUGUGGUGAUAUUCACGUUAGUGGCAUUCUGCUGCAGCAUUGUCGACGCUGAUGGUGUUAUCAUAGUCAAGGCCUCAGCGGCGGAUCCCACCGGCGCGUUCACGGUGAAUAGCGUCAACGUGAAGCAUUAUUUGAAGGGCAACAAGAAGGCGUCAACGACGCUGGCAGAUGAGGAACGAGGGAUAACGCAGAAAAUUCCAUUUGUUAACAAACUCAAGGCCAUGGUAAAGGCGAAUCCCGCCGUCACGAAGGCGAAGGUGAUGAUGGACAAGGAUAUAAGGCUCAAGGGUGCGUAUCUCAUUGUGAAAGGGCAAAUGAAGCCUCUUGCCAUUAUUGCAGCUGUAGCGUUGGCUGGUGGAUUCAUAAUGUACCUUGUAAAGGGAUAACCAGUACCAAGCAAAAAAAUUGCUGU
Molecule: messenger RNA, 453 nt
Organism: Phytophthora nicotianae INRA-310
Lineage: Eukaryota; Oomycota; Peronosporomycetes; Peronosporales; Peronosporaceae
Exons: 1
Coding region: 20-427 (135 amino acids)
Source: RefSeq, a predicted model, not a curated record